UAUUCACAGCAUUUAAUCUUGAUACGGAACAGUCCAAGCUUUCUUCUUCCUCUUCUUUUUCAAUGUCUGCUUCAUACAGAAUCUGAAAUUCUAGAGAUACCCAUUUGAGAAAAAAAGGUGAUAAAGCUACCAUGGCUUGGUUGCGGAGCCUCAUCCAACUCUCAGUCACCAAAUCCUCGUCCAUUAGAACCAGAAAAACAAACCCAUUUCCCUUGCCAACGCUCGCUUUGAUCGCACAAUUCAGCUCAGCUCCGACGCACGAGACUCCGCGGGUUACUCCUUAUUCGGGGUUGGGGCCCGCCAAGCAGGGCGAGAAGCCGAGGGUCGUGGUUCUGGGAUCCGGAUGGGCUGGUUGCCGACUCAUGAAGGGUUUGGAUACCAGUAUGUACGACGUCGUUUGCGUCUCGCCUAGGAACCAUAUGGUCUUCACGCCUCUUUUGGCCUCCACCUGUGUUGGGACGCUUGAGUUUAGGUCCGUGGCUGAACCCAUUGGGAGGAUCCAACCCGCCAUUUCUCGGGAACCCGGAUCAUACUUCUUCCUCUCGAAAUGUGUCGGCAUCGAUACCGAUAAACAUGUGGUGGAAUGUGAGACAGUUACUGAUGCAGCAGAAUCUUUGGAUCCUUGGAAAUUCAAGAUUUCAUACGACAAGUUGGUUAUUGCAUUAGGUGCAGAAGCCUCAACUUUUGGAAUCCAUGGUGUAACAGAACAUGCAAUUUUUCUUCGUGAAGUGUACCAUGCCCAAGAGAUUCGUAGGAAGCUGCUGCUAAAUUUAAUGCUGUCAGAUAUACCUGGGGUUUCAGAAGCAGAGAAGUCUAGACUCCUGCACUGCGUUGUUGUAGGUGGCGGUCCCACCGGAGUUGAGUUCAGUGGAGAACUUAGUGAUUUUAUAAUGAGAGAUGUUCGACAGCGAUAUGCUCACGUGAAAAAUUAUAUUCAUGUUACCUUAAUUGAGGCAAACGAAAUAUUGUCUUCAUUUGAUGAUCGACUCCGGCAUUAUGCAACCAAGCAGUUGACUAAGUCAGGAGUUCGUCUUGUCCGUGGGGUUGUCAAGGAUGUCAAAGCUCAAAAAUUAAUUCUUGAUGAUGGCACAGAGGUUCCUUAUGGGCUGUUAGUAUGGUCUACAGGUGUUGGUCCAUCACCUUUUAUAAAAUCCCUUGACCUUCCAAAAGCUCCGGGUGGAAGGAUUGGUGUUGAUGAGUGGCUGCGUAUUCCUUCUUUGGAGGACGUAUUUUCGAUAGGAGACUGCAGUGGCUUUCUUGAAAGUACUGGAAGAUCGACCCUACCAGCGUUAGCCCAGGUUGCAGAGCGUCAAGGAAAAUAUUUAGCGAAUCUCUUGAACAGAAUCGGUAAAGCUGGUGGUGGUCCUGCAAACAGAGCGAAGGAUAUCGAAUUCGGGGAGCAAUUUGUUUACAAGCAUUUAGGAAGCAUGGCCACCAUCGGCAGAUACAAGGCUCUUGUGGACCUCAGACAGAGCAAGGAGGCGAAAGGUGUAUCUCUUGCUGGAUUCCCGAGUUGGUUUAUAUGGCGCUCGGCUUAUCUAACGCGCGUGAUAAGCUGGAGAAAUAGAUUCUAUGUGGCAAUCAACUGGGCUACAACUUUUGUGUUUGGCCGUGAUAUAAGCAGAAUAUAAAUUUGAAAAAGGGCAACAAGCAGUAUGAUCUAAUUGAGUGAGUGAGUUUGCAGCUGGACCUGUCUUUGCAUAAAUGAAAAUAGGUCAUCAACGAUCAAGUUUAUAGCAUUAAAUGGGAUAAUAAAAUAUUAUACUUCUUGUAAAUGUCAUUAUUGGUCCAUAAUGUUCUCUGAAUGUUAUUAGCUGGUCAUUAUGUCAUGAUGUACAUGAGAAUGUUUAGCGAAUACAUCUACAAGUAUAACGAUAUUGUAAUAGUGCACUAUAGUGUUUAGUCACGUUUGACUAACUUAUGAAGUUGAAGGUGCAAGACUAAUUAAUCUUGCUUUCUGGUGGAA
This is a messenger RNA of Humulus lupulus (European hop), 1966 nucleotides long. RefSeq names its product internal alternative NAD(P)H-ubiquinone oxidoreductase A1, mitochondrial-like. Lineage: Eukaryota; Viridiplantae; Streptophyta; Magnoliopsida; Rosales; Cannabaceae. The transcript has 9 exons. Gene Ontology annotation, molecular function: NADH dehydrogenase activity. Bases 132 to 1631 code for a protein of 499 amino acids. The record is from RefSeq and is a predicted model, not a curated record.